Pseudophryne corroboree (corroboree frog) is the source of this 9088-nucleotide messenger RNA. Its product is annotated as mucin-2-like. The transcript is spliced from 51 exons. The record is from RefSeq and is a predicted model, not a curated record. Gene Ontology annotation, molecular function: protein binding. Gene Ontology annotation, cellular component: extracellular matrix. Bases 247 to 7773 code for a protein of 2508 amino acids. Lineage: Eukaryota; Metazoa; Chordata; Amphibia; Anura; Myobatrachidae.
ACAAAGAGCUCACUUCCUGAUUCUGUACUUGAGGGGAAACAAAUAGAGGGGGUGACGAACUAGCCAGCACUAAAGAAGACAGCUGAUGUUACAACCAAUAAUGAAAACGUCUGCAGCACCUGGGGGAACUCACACUUUCAAACAUUUGAUGGAUAUUAUUUUCAAAGUAAUGGAAAUUGUACAUACCUGUUUGUGAAACAAUGUCAUGUACAGAAUGAAGACUUUAAAGUAUUUGUCCGAAGGAAUAUGGAAGGGGAUAAACUUCAAAUAGACUAUAUUUUCAUAAAGCUGUUUUACCUGGUUAUUGAAGCUCGUACACAUGGUAUAUACGUCAAUAAUAUAAAAGUUGAUAUUCCAUAUAAAAACUUCAAUUUGAAUAUUGAAAAUAAAGGCUUCGACUUACUUUUUGAAAAGAAUGGAAUAAUUCUAGUGUGGAAUCAAAAAGACAGUCUACAGAUAAUGUUACCAGAUAAAUAUAAAAAUCAGACAUGUGGACUGUGUGGUGACUUUAAUGGCUUUCCGUAUUACAGUGAGGGUUUCCAAAAUGGGAAUGAAGAAAGCCUAGAUAUAUUUAUUUCUAAUAACUUAGCAGACAUUCCUGCAGAAGUCUGUGAGUACAGCAGUAGAACUGCUACACCUGAAUGCAACACUACUAAUGACAUGUGUAAAGCCAUUUUGCAAAGUCCGGAAUUCUCCGAUUGCGCUUUACAUUUUGAUAUAAAGCCCUAUCUUGACAUCUGUGACAAGGACCGCUGUUAUUGUAGCGCAAGUGAACUUCACUAUAGAUUCUGCUUUUGUGCCACCUUGACUGAAGUUUCUAAACAGUGUGCAUUAGCCAAAGGAAAACCAGACAAUUGGAGGAAACCAGAAAUAUGUGCAAUUGCAUGCCCUCCAUCCAUGGAAUAUAGAGAAUGUGGACCGGCUUGUGAGAAAACUUGCAGCAAUCAAGAUGUGGGAGCUUGUACAAAGAAUUGUGUAACUGGUUGCUUCUGUCCAGAGGGCACAGUGUAUGAUGAUGUUAGAGGAAAAGGAUGUAUCGAGCCAUCUAAGUGCUACUGCAAGUACUCAGGAAACGCCUACAGUACAGGAGCUUCAAUAGUUCUUCCAUGCGAAAGCUGUACCUGCUCGAGUGGCCAAUGGAAUUGUAAACGACUGCCUUGUCCUGGUUCUUGCUCAGUUGAGGGUGGUGCCCACAUCACAACUUUUGAUCAGAGACAAUACAGCUUUCAUGGGGAAUGUACUUAUAUCUUAGCCCAGCUAUGUACAAUGCCAUUAUUCAACAUCCAUGUAGACAUUAAGUCAUGCAGCCACAAUGAAUUUGAGACUUGCCUAGCAAAAGUAAUGCUGAUCGUUCGGGACUUUGAUAUAAAUCUGGAAAUUAAGAACAAUGGAGAAGUAAUAAUAAACUCUGCUGAAGUGAAUUUACCUUAUGAACAGGGUAACUUGACUAUUUUCAAGCCGACGUCAUUCUACAUCAUUGUGCAAACAAACAUUGGUCUCAGGCUGGAUAUUCAGCUCAUACCUAUAAUGCAAGUUUACAUCUAUGUAAACAAUGCUUACGCUGGUCAAACCUGUGGUCUGUGUGGAAAUUUUAAUGAUAAACAGUCUGAUGACUACAUUACACCAAAUGGAUUGUCAGUACAAGAUUUGGGCAUUUUUGCAAAUUCCUGGAAGAGUGAUCAAACCUGUACAAAAGGCACUGCAAACAUCAUCGAUCCCUGUUCCAUUAACAUUCAAAAAGAAUCAUAUGCAGAAUUAUGGUGUUCCAAGUUGACUUCAAGAAAUUCGUAUUUCGCAGCCUGCCAUUCUGUAGUUAAUCCAACAUACUACUAUGAGAAAUGCUUGUAUGACACGUGUUUGUGCAGGAAGUCAGAGGAUUGUUUAUGUGCAGUAUUUUCAAGCUAUGUCCGAGCUUGUACUGAGCAUGGAAUCAUCAUUAAUAAUUGGAGACAAAACAUAUGUGACAAAUAUAUCUCUGAGUGCUCAGAUUUCAUGAUUUACAGUGAAAAUGUCAAGGUGCCCCAGCCCACUUGCAAGUCUUUAAGUAUGAGAGAAGAAAAUAUUUACCAAGAUUUCACUCCCAUCGACGGCUGUAUCUGUAAACCGGGGUUGUACAUGACAGAGCUUGGUGAAUGUACCAUUAAAAGCAAAUGUCCGUGUUACCACUUUGGGAAAUAUUAUGACCCGGGAGAAGAAAUGCACAGAAAUGGCAUAAAGUGUAUUUGCAAAGACGGAGUUCUACAUUGUGAUUACAGAGACUUGCAACUAACAAAUUGCACAUCUCCCAUGUUUUUCUUUAACUGUUCAUUGGCACCUGAUGGCUCCACUGGAGUUGAAUGCUUAAAGAGCUGUCAAAGCUCAAAUAUAGAUUGUUACAGUCGUGAGUGUGUCUCAGGUUGUAUUUGCCCUGGUGAUCUGCUCGCAGAUGGCAAAGGAGGAUGCGUCCCCAGAGACAAAUGCACCUGUGUUUACAAUGACAAAAUAUUUGAUCACUUAAAGACAACUAAGAUUGGCUGUGCAAUGUGUACCUGUCAUAACCGGAGAUGGGUCUGCGAGGAAACUAAAACUAUGGCACAGUGUAAUGUGUACGGGGAAGGAAAUUACAUAACAUUUGACAACAAACCAUACCGUUACGGAGGGCAGUGUGAAUAUACCCUUGCUCAGGAUUUCUGUGGAGCAAAUGUACAGAAUGGAACAUUUCGAAUAAUUUCGGAAAACGUCCAGUGUGGUACUCAGUCAUCCUGCGCCAAAACCAUCAAAGUGCUUUUGCAAGACUACAUCCUCCUUCUAACAGAUGGUGAUAUGGUACUCAUUAAUGAGGGAGAUGUGGUAGAAUCCCCUUUCCAGGUCCGAAACACUAGUCUUUAUUUGGUCAUUACAGCAAGGAACGGCUUGGUCCUGAUUUGGGAUAAAAAGACAAGUAUUACUAUCAAGAUCCCAGGACAUUUCCAAAAUAAUGUGUGUGGGCUCUGUGGAAAUUAUGAUGGCAAUUCAGUCAAUGACUUCAGUACCAGAGGACAUUUCAUAGUAGAAGAUGUUAUUGAAUUUGGUAACAGCUGGAAACUGUCAUCAACAUGUCCAGAAGUUGAAAGCCUGACAGAACCUUGUGAAAUUAACCCACAAAGAAAAUCCUGGGCACAAAGGGAAUGCAGUAUCAUCCUCAGUGACUUAUUCAAAUCAUGCCAUUCUGAGGUUGACCCUGAAAGCUAUUAUGAUGCAUGCGUCAAAGAUUCCUGUGCCUGUGAUGAAGGUGGAGACUGUGAUUGCUACUGCACUGCGGUAGCAGUGUAUGCUCAGGCAUGCCUCUCUCAUUGCGUUUGUAUUGAGUGGAGAACUUCAAAGCGUUGUCCUGUGUUCUGCGACUACUAUAAUAAAAAAGGGCACUGUGAAUGGCAUUAUAAAUCUUGUGGAGUAAAAUGCAUGAAAACCUGCAGAAACCCAACUGGAAAAUGUUUACUUGAACUUUCCAAAGUGGAAGGUUGCUAUCCUUCCUGCCCAAGUGACAAGCCCUAUUUAGAGGAAGUUACCAUGAAGUGUGUAGCUGAAUGUGGUUGCUAUGAUCAAAUGGGAAAAUACUAUAGCCCAGGAGACCUAAUUCUAUCCUGUAACAAUUGUGAAAUUUGUGAAUGCACAACUAGCGGAAUUAAAUGCUGGUAUGAUGUAAAUGAAUGUUACUGCGAAUACAAUGGCAGAAUAUAUGGAUACAAUGAAACAGUCUACACAAGAUAUGCUGGCUAUGGACAGUGCUUACGUGCAGUAUGUGGCCGCAAUGGUACAGUUAUCAUAACGUAUUACACUUGUCAAUCUGAGACAACCACUACAACUGAAAGUAUAACAACAAAAUUAACUUCUACAACCAGCACAAUUACCUCUACUGAACCUACUACUACUACUACUACUACUACUACUACUACUACUGCUGCUACUACUACUAUGUGUGUAUGCUACUUUAGAGGACACCAAUACAAACCAGAUACUUUAAUAUAUAGAACCGAAAAUGACUACAGAGGCUGUACAUCUGUAACUUAUUGCACUAAGUCAUGUCAAGUUGAAACUCUUGGAUUACCAUGUACAUCACCUUUAACCAGCACUACAGAACUUAGUUCUACAACAUCAGUCAGUACUGUAACUGCUACAUCUUCAAACCCAUCCACCAGUACCAGAACUACUACUCUUACUACUAGUAGUACCACUGGUACUGCAACUACUACAUUUACAACACCAGCCACAACUACUGAACCUACUACUACUAGUACACCAACAACUACCACUAGUACUGAAACUAGUACAUCUACAACACCAUCCACAACUACUGAAACUACUACUACACCAACAACUACCACUAGUACAGAAACUACUACAUUUAUAACACCAUCCACAACUACCAGAACUACUACUACACCAACAACUACUGCUAGUACUGCUACUGUUACAUUUACACCAUCCACAACUACUGAAACUACUGCUACACCAACAACUACCACUAGUACUGCAACUACUACAUUUACAACACCAUCCACAACUACUGAAACUACUACUACACCAACAACUACCACUAGUACUGUAACUACUACAUUUACAACACCAGCCACAACUACUGAACCUACUACUACACCAACAUCUACCACUAGUACUGCAACUACUACAUUUACAACACCAUCCACAACUACUGAACCUACUACUACUAGUACACCAACAACUACCACUAGUACUGAAACUAGUACAUCUAUAACACCGUCCACAACUACCAUAACUACUACUACACCAACAACUACCACUGGCACUGCAACUACUACAUUUACAACACCAUCCACAACUACCAGAACUACUACUACACCAACAACUACCACUAGUACUGCAACUACUACAUUUACAACACCAUCCACAACUACCAGAACUACUACUACACCAACAACUACCACUAGUACUGCAACUACUACAUUUACAACACCAUCCACAACUACUGAAACUACUACUACUAGUACACCAAGAACUGUCACUAGUACUGAAACUAGUACAUCUACAACACCAUCCACAACUACCAGAACUACUACUACACCAACUACUACUAGUACUGCAACUACUACAUUUACAACACCAUCCACAACUACUGAAACUACUACACCAACAACUACCACUAGUACUGCAUCUACUACAUUUACAACACCAUCCACAAUUACCAGAAGUACUACUACACAAAUAUCUACCACUAAUACUACAACUUCAUCAUUUACAACAUCAUCCACAACUACCAGGCCUACUACUACAACCACACCAACAGCUACCAGUAGUACUGCAACUACUACAUCUACAACACCAUCUACAACUACUAAAACUACUACUAACACAACUAAAGGAAAGACUUCUUUCUCAACAAGAAGUAAAUCAACUUUACAUAAUUCAACAGUUUCCAUCACCCCAACAAAAAUAAAAAAUGAAAAUGUAACAUCCAGAGCAUUUACUACACCGCCAUGUAAACCAACAGUUUGUCAUGCAAAUGAAACGAUAAAUAUUACCAUUUUUGACUGUUUACCUAGAAGAAAUCUCAGUUGUAACUCAUCAGUGCCAGUAUAUGACAAGAACCAAUGCUGCUUUCUGUAUGUCUGCCCAUCUUGUUUGGCAAGUAGUGGACGACAAUAUAAGGUCGGUGACAAAUGGACAGAAAAUUGCGAGACAUGCAUUUGCCAAAAUGAUGCCACUAUAAGUUGUUCUCCAGUGACUUGUCCAAAAUUAAAUAUAGCACAGUGUACUCUGCCAGGAUAUCAACCUUCAACUAUCAUUGAGCUAUCUAAUCCUUGCUGUCCUGUAUCCAAAUGCUUUUGCAAUCCACAAUCAUGCAAGCCACCAACUACGUGUGGCGAUGGUUUAAGACCAGUGUACUCCAUUGUUGGUUGCUGUCUCAGUGUUACCUGUGUUCCAAAUCAAGUGUGCGUGUAUAAUAACAUAGACUAUUUGCCUGGCUCCAUAUUACCUUCACCUCCUGGCAGCUGCGAGGAAUGUACAUGCACAUCUACAUAUGACAACACAACUAUGCAGAAUGUACCUGAGUGUAAUCCAGUUUUCUGCGAAGUAACAUGUUUCGAGGAUGAGGAAUUUGAGCAAUUUCCAGGACUGUGCUGUGGAAUCUGCGUUAAAAAAGCAUGCUACAUUACACUGCCGAAUGGACAGAUUCAGGUUUUAUUGAAUGGAAACACUUGGUCUGUGCCUGGUGACAACUGUACAGUCUAUAGUUGUAGUAGGCAAGAAAGUGGAACCUUUCUCACUACAGUCACAACGGAGACCUGUGAAUAUAACAGUACUGAUGAUUGUGGUCCUAAUCAGGAAUAUGAGAUAUCACCAUACAUUUGCUGUGGGCAGUGUGUCCAGGUUCGUUGUGUGCUCAUGACUGGUACAACAGUUGAAAGCUUUUUACAGGAAAAUGAAACCAUCACCUUUCCUGAUGACAAGUGUAGAUCCUAUACCUGUGUGAGGUUUGGAAAUCAGUUGAUUACUGAAAUGACAACACAGACAUGUGAAUAUCAGAGUUCAAAUGAUUGUGGAUAUGGUCAGGAAUAUAUCCCAUCUACUGUCCAGUGCUGUGGAUAUUGCAACCAAACAUAUUGUGUAUAUGUAAAUGCAAGUGGUGACAAGAAACUCCUGAAGGAAGGUGACAUCUACAUAAGUGAUGAUAAGUGUACAUCCUACACUUGUAAAAACAUAAACAAUGAACUUAUCAUAGCUGAAAAGCAACAGACCUGCCUAUAUGAGAGCAAACUGGAUUGUAAAUUCGGCCAGGAAUAUCUGCCGCCUACUGACCAAUGCUGUGGAUCUUGCAACAAAACAUAUUGUGUAUUUGUAACUCCAAGUGGUGACAAGAAACUCCUGAGGGUCGGAGAAACCUACAAAAGUGAUGAUAAUUGUACACUCUACACUUGCAACAAUGUAGAUGAUGAAUUUAACAUAAUUGAAGAACGACAGACCUGCCUAUUUGAGAGUCAAGAGGAUUGUAAAUUUGGUCAAAUAUUUAAAGUUAUUCCCGGUCAAUGUUGUGGAAACUGUGUAACAAAUUCAUGUGUGUAUACUGAUUCCAAGGGAGUGGUUCAUGCUUUAAAGGUCGACCAAGCCGAAACUGAUGCCACAGACAUUUGCUUAUCCUAUUCCUGUAAAGAGAUAAAUGGACAAUUGUCUACCAUUAUUAGGAACGAGACAUGUGAAUACAAAAGUGCUAAUCACUGUGCCCAGAAUGAAAAGUAUAUUGUUUCACCUGGUCGCUGUUGUGGACAUUGUGUACAGACAUCAUGCUUAAUUACAUUACCUAAUGGAGUAAAUAAAACUUUGAAGGUCGGGGAAGUGGUGUAUCCAGAUAAAGAUACAUGUAUAAGUUAUGGUUGUACCCAAAUAAAUGGAAAGUUUUUUACUGUUACAAAAAACAGAACCUGUGAACACAUAAAACCAGAGGACUGUGAAUCUGGAAUUAUUGAAAUGGAUGCAAGUGGCUGUUGUAAGAUAUGCAAGGCUCCCAAGAAUUGCAACCGUGCAUUCAAAACUGUUGUCCUUAAGGAAGCUGGAUGUACACUUACUGAAACUGUUCCAUAUUGUACUGGAUAUUGCAAGUGUGACACAAUGGUCGCUCCAUUACCAGCACGCUAUAUACUGAAUACAGAAUGUAUGUGCUGUGAACCGGUGAAAGUACAUAAGAAAACAGUGAUUCUUCAUUGUAAAAAUGGAAAACUUCUUCCGUAUGUAUAUGAAUACAUUGAUGGCUGUGGCUGUCUCCACCAGCAAUGUACUUAAUUCUGUCUCUGUAUAAAUCACCAAAUUCGUCAAUUAAUAAUCCUACUGUCUGUAUGUUUCUGAAGCUGUAUGGUUAAUGUACUGUAUUUGUAAUAUCAACACCACGCGAACCUGAAAUUGUCAAAAAUACCCCGUCUGCUGAUUGUGUUUAAUAAAAGAAAUGUUCCUCCCUCUCCCUCUCUACCUCCUUCUGUCCUUUCUUCUCUCCCUUUUCCCUCUCUCUCAGCCAUUUCUAUCAAAAUUUAAAUACAAUUCAUAAAGUUUGCUAUAAAUUAGAUUUAGGCCUGGGCCCUAAUGUAUGGGUCAGUCAGUGCCUGAGAUAAAUAUUUGUUUUCUGCUUCUCCCUAAACAUUGUUAAAUAAUGAUAUAUCGGAAACAUCGACUACAGAUGUAGCCAUGCUUAUCUUGCCCGUGGCACGGCAGAAUGGGCACACGUGUUGUGCCGAGCCAUGGGUGCACCUUAGUACGCCAAGGUAUGCCACCUAUUCAUUCCUGUGACCAUGCGCGUGCAUCGUAGUCACAACCAUACUAGUUGUGCCUGCUUUGCUGCGGAUAAGACACUUGCUUGCAAAGCUGAGCUUGGCUAUAUCUGUAUUUUUGCUGAGACUAUUUUGUGCAAAAGCAUACAGUAAAUAAUAGUACAGUACUAUUUUAUGAAGACCCUUCCAAAUAUGCUUACAUAGGUUAGUACAGGUUGAGUAUCCCAUAUCCAAAUAUUCCGAAAUACGGAAUAUUCCGAAAUACGGACUUUUUUGGUCCCAAGCGUUUUGGAUAAGGGAUACUCAACCUGUAUCUCAUAUCAACAUUAACUGUUAGGCCCCAAUAUGAUAUCUUGAAUCUAACAUAUACUAAAAAUAUGGCACAUUAGUUUCUAGCAGACAAAGAAAUGAUUUACAUGUCAGUUAGGUUCAGUAGAUGCUUUAUACUGCAAAAGAGAUUUACUUGAUGUGCUUGUAUUUGAUAGUACUAGUACUAAUAUUAUCAAUAUGAAUGGAAAGUUAUCUUGGAAAAAUAUCCAAAUAUCCAAAAAUUGUAAACAGAAACAGAAAUAAAAGGAUGAAGUAAGAGCAAACUCUGUCUUAAUUAUCUUGAUAUUAUUUUCAAUAGAAGUACUUAGUAAAUCAGUUGCUAUAUUAAGCUUGAAAAUACUUUAUACAGUAUAUAUAUAUAUAUAUAUAUAUAUAUAUAUAUAUAAAAAUAGCACAAAUCAGUUAACUAAAUUGCUUGUGCGAUACAUUCAUGGUUCAGUUGACUUGUAAUAUUUGCAAUAAAUGCCGUAUGUAUUCAUUCCAAUGUUGCUUUUAAACUGCUUAAU